AUGAAGCAAACUCUCCUCUCCACCCUCGCUCUAGCAACGGCAUUCUGCAGCAUCCCAGCUCUCGCCCAAAAACCCGGUCCCAUCAAACUCCCCGGUCUGGGAACCUGUCCAGACGAAUGUGUCUCGAUUCGAAACCCAGCGGGCGGAGCCCUCUUGGCCUGCUGUGGUACCGCUGAGGGCUGUAUCGACUGUGCUCCGGAUUGCAUCGCCGUAUGUAAUGGCGGGACUGGAUUCUAUGGCAGCUGCACGGAUUUGGGAGGGGAUGUGGAGAAUACAUGUACCAAGGGUUGCGAAACCUUUUGUGAGACUGAGGUGAGCUUGAGUGUGAAUUUCGUUCGAUUUGGGGGAUUCUUCAAGAGGAUCGAGGCUGAUGCUGUGAUUCAGGAUUACACUGUGUGCACCAUCUCGGGUCAAUAUGUUGAUCCCGUUCCAGAGGGAUGUCCUGAUCCAAAUGCUUGA
Ramularia collo-cygni is the source of this 459-nucleotide messenger RNA. RefSeq lists its product as uncharacterized. The transcript has a single exon. Lineage: Eukaryota; Fungi; Ascomycota; Dothideomycetes; Mycosphaerellales; Mycosphaerellaceae. Bases 1 to 459 code for a protein of 152 amino acids. The record is from RefSeq and is a predicted model, not a curated record.